ACGGAGUCAGAGCCAGACACACUGGUCCUGCCUGUGCUCAACAUCCCAAGAACACUCUUCAGACUAAGACUAGAGAUCCUCUACCUGCUAGAAAAGCACAACAUCGUCCCAGAGGACCUCAUCUUCGUGGAUGAGCUGGAUCUGCAGGCCUUGACCCAGGCCGAGGACGUGGCCCUGUCCGUGACGCUGGUGGAUCAUCACGUACCCAGCAAAAGCCAGGAGUGCUUGAGGGAUUUUAUUGUGGAGGUUCUGGACCACAGGCCUCUGGCUGGAGUGUUACCAGAAAGUUGGAAUGCAGAGAUUGAGCGUGUCGGCUCCUGUUGCACCUUGGUGGCCAGGAAAAUGUUGGCAUCAGAGGCUUUCAGCUUGGACUCAGUUUUGGCUGAAUUACUUUUGGGGACCAUCCUGAUGGACACAGGCAACAUGUCAGCCAUGGACAAAGUGGGCACCCCGGCAGACCUUGAAGUGAUCUCCCAGCUCAAGGCCUAUGUGACACCAGGGACAGCAGAUGUCAUCUAUGAAGGAAUCAGGAAUGCCAAGGCUGACUUGUCUUCACUGACAGUGUUGGAGAUGCUGUACAAGGAUCUGAAAGUCCUGCACGGGACUCACAUCACCGUAGCUAUGUCAUCACUGACUGCAAAACUGGAGGACGUCAUGUCGCGGCCAGAGUUCGAGGACGAUUGUGCAGCGUUCUGUUCUGCCUGCCAUGCAGAUGUUUUGAUUAUUAUGACACUGUGGAAGGAUGCAGGUGGCUUGUCCCAUCGCAGGAUUGCUGUCUUCUCUCAGAACAGGAUUUACAGGGAGCAGAUAACUGACGUCCUUUUGAGUUCGGUGUCACCUAACCUUGAACUUGAACCCAUGAACUCCUUCAGCCACAUGGACAAUAUUUCAGCAUUUUUCCAAAACAACGUCCAAGUUUUUCGUAAAGGUGUUGUUCCGCUUAUUCAGGAAUUCCUGGCAGGGGAGGAAUCCACGCCAGAUGAGAAUCUCAAUGCUGUGGAUAACUUAGCCCAGCAGUAUCCGGAUUCACCCCUCGGAUCGGAUUUACUGAGUGAAUUAGCCGAUGCUUCUGAGGAGGAAGUGAGGAAGCAUAUCAAUUUGGCCAAAGCUUUUCAAAGUGAUCAGUUUAGAACAUCACAGGAUCGUUAUGAUUUAGCGGCCAUUGGGACUGAUCCGGUCAUUUCUGCAAGUCUGAGUAGCGACAGUGAGUUCAGUCUUAGUGACAAAAAGAAAGAGAAUGACGAUGAUGAUAAUGAUACUGAUGAUGAUGAGAUUGAGAAUAGAGUAGUGAAAGAUACGAGUUAUGAGUUCAUCAGUGGUGCUAAAAUGUCCAAAGAUUUUUUUGUUAAUGAUAAAAGCGGUGCUGGAGAUGGGGCUGAUGUAGAUGCCUUAGGAGAUAACAAAGCUGCUGUGUUGGAAGGCGAAGGUCGGUUUGUGAAUGAUUUGAUAGAUUUUGAGUUUAAUGGUAAAGAUAACGAAGACAUUGCUGUUGAAGUUUUGCCAUCAGCUGAGGUAAAUAGUGAUUUUACGCAUCCGGCUGAUGGUCAUGAGCGGGAAAUUUUGAGCAACAGUUUGGAUGCUCCAUUCAGUGUUGAGCCUCAAGAGGUUGAACAGGGUUCAUUUUCUGACUUUGAUGUGAAGGUUUCAGACUCUAGAGAUGACACCAUGGGGGAUCUUUUCAGCAUAAGCAGUGACAAUGUGGAUGUGGAUUCCACUACGAUAGAUGCCAAGAAUGAGAACAAUUUCGAUUAUGCAUUCCAGGAACAUAGCCCUUUUAAUGUUUUUGCUCCUGACAACGUUGACAGCCCUGUGGAUGUCUCCUCCUUGCCGGCUUCAAACCAGACCUCUGGGCAGGGGUCAAAAGUCCCCAGCUAUCCAGAGACCCCACCUAACAGUUGCAUGGAACCUUCUAACGCAGUCUUCAAUAAGGAGACACAGCUGCCUAGUUUCAACAGUUCUGAGAUGGUGAAGAGAAUCCAUGAGAAAAAGGCAGCUCUUGCCGGGCUUAGUGGCAAACAGAAGAUGGGCCUGUUUGAUGACGAGGGUCCCUUGGAAGGGCUUCUUCUUGGCGGUGAGAACAGCAGUGGUGGAGGGGGUUCAUUGAUCUCCCCAGCAGUGCCACAAAAUAGUUAUGUAGAUAUCUCCAAAGGGUUUGACUUCGAGUCUUCUGAUAGCCAGUUGCCAAAACUGAUGGACUCUGAUAUUCUGGAACGGGUUAACGAGAAAAGGUCUCAGUUUGAAUGGUCUCUUGAGUCAUUGGAUGGAUCCACCAGUGGGGUUGAUAUAGGGCCUGUUUCUGAGGAAGGGGAAAAGUCACCUUUCGUAACAGGCGCAACUCAAAACAUCACAAUUAGUGGAGGGAUAGAGCCACAGGUGCCAUAUACACCCCAGAACAGCUACGUGGAGGAAAAUUUUGACUCGUAUGCCAGGACCAACCUGCCAAGUCUGAACAAUGCUGAAAUUGUGGCCAAAAUAAAGGCCAAACAGUCAGCCAUGUUUGGCAGUCAUGGUUCCAGCAGGGUCAGUCGGAGCAGCCAUGGGAGUGAUGACAGUGGCGGCUGUCACAGCCCAGAUGUUGUUGAGAAAAGUCCUCGGGGCACCAGUCUCGACAGUCCACAAGCACCAUAUACACCUCAGAACAGUUACCGUGAUCUUGGUGUUCUUGAAACCAGAAACCAUCUUCCUGACCUCAAUGAGGUAGCAGAAAGACUUUCCACAGAAAACCCUUUGAAACGCCAGUUUGGCAAAAGAAGUGGUAGCAACAGCGGAGGUGGCAGUAGGGAUGAAGAAAACGUCAACUUAAACAUUCAUCAACAUAAUCUUCGUCACCAUGGAAGAAAUUCUAGCAGCCAGUCAGACAGCCAGAACACUAUGUCUGAUGUUGAGUCCUUAAUGAGUGUCAGUACUGACAUUGGGACUCCGUCGGACAAUAUUGUCACUAGCGGCUUAGCCAAUCAGAUGAGGGGAGAGAUAGCAGUACUUAGUAGGAAGGACACAGAUGAUUCAGAUGUGUUUUCACCUAGGAGACCAGAUGAAGAUGCUCAAGACGUUGCAACACCAAGGGUAUCCAGCAUUGAUCUUACAUAUGACGGUACAGCCAGUAAUAAUAAUGCUGCUAGAACUGUUCCCAAUGGGAUUGAUACAGAUGCAUCUGAUGGUAUUGUCAGAAGUGAAAGUGGAGGAGUAAAAGAACUGUUUUCUCCUUAUGACAGUGAGAAGGUGCAGAGCAUUGAAGAUCAUGCUUUGUUUCAAGUUGCUGAGAGUAUUGUGGCUCAGAGUGUGGCCGCUGCUGUUGAGUUCAGUCAGAAGGAAACGCAGGAAGGGCAGGGAAGAAAAGAAAGUAGAUUAAGGUGGAAUGAUGAUGUUGAGCUAAGUAACAGUGUUAAAGAAAAGGAUGUACGUCGUAGUCCGCAAAUGUUUGUUGAUGAUUAUGAGGAUGAUGAGGAUGAUAAUGAUGGAAGUGACAUUGAGGAUGACACUGUUGGAGAUAUUUCUGAAAAUUUUCCGGAGAAUGACUUGGACAAAACAGGCAAUCAGAAUGGGAGUAUUGAAAAUAUAAAUGAAGAGAAUGCUGCCGAAGGCCUGGCUACGGGGUCAUUUGAAGACCAUUGUUUUGAUUCUGACUUUCAAAGUCAUUCAGUGCAGGAGCAGUCAUACAAUCAGGUUAAUCAAGCAGAAGCAAAGGACAACAAGUCAGAACAGUAUGCUGAUGAAGACCAUCAGUCUUUGGGGUCGGAUGUCUUGGACAGUACAGAACAGAUAAACAAAUCCAAAUUACCUGUAGUUUCACAGAGCAUCACUGACUUGACUCUCAAUGAACUGGCUUACGAAUUAGCCAAUGAGUUGAUUCAGAGUGUGCUGGAUGACUUCCCCUUUAGUGAAUAUUUAGCCACCAUUCAUGCAGAAGCUUCACCCAGAGAUUUCAGACAAGAAGUAGUCAAGGAUGGCAAGCCGAAUAUCCUAAGCCACAGAGCUCCAUGGAUUCCUGACUCCUCAGAGAUUGACACAUCUGCAAACAAUGAUGCUGAUUUUUGGGCAGUUGAAGAUGAAGCUAACACUUAUGAAAAUGACAAUACUGCAGACUUCAGUGUUAAAGAUUCUAGAACAAUCCUUGAAUCUAAAAUAUCUCAAGAGUCUUCACAAGAGGCAUAUUCAGCAUCCUCAGCUUCUGAAAGAAAACGAUUAAAAGAUGCAGAUCCUUCUUUGGUUAUCCUGGAGAAUGAAAUGCUGACCACUUUUCCAGAAAGAAAGAUAUCCUCAGAAUUCUCAGGGCUAGAAGAGGAUGAUGAUGAAGACAUCAUCGAGUCAUUUCCAGGGCGGAAGUUUUCCAAAUCAGAAGACUACCCAAGUCGGAGAUUUUCCAGGGAUGAGAACUCUUCAAGGCGGUCUUCUCGUUUUGACGACUCAGAGCUAGAAGUUAACAUCGGCCCUGAAGACAUUGAGACUGGUUAUCUGCCAAAUGUGGACCCUUUUCAGGGAAAUCUGGAUAUUUUUGAAACUUCUUUCAGCAAGAUCACAGAUGCAGACAGGGAAGUUGCGGAAGAGGAAAGCUUUAGAAGAGCUAGCGGUGGAGGCAUUUCAGUUGAUGAGGAAGAAGAGGAGACAGAAGAUGGAAUUAGUAAUAAUGAAGAAGAGAGUAGUCAAAAAAUAGAUGAUGUGGAAAGUGUAGUUGGUGUUGAAGAUGAUUAUGUCGGUGUGGAGCAGAUUAGCUUCAGUGGCGGAGACGUUGCGAGUGAAGAAAAGCAACAAGAGGAUAUAACUGAUGGUAAUGAUGAAGGGAGUAGUCAAAACAUGGAUGAUGAGGAAAGUAAUAGUGUUGAUGGUGCGGUUUACAGCGAGGAGUGGCAGGAUGAUGAGAUUUUACAGGUGGCUGAACAGUCAGGGCUAGCUGAGCAUGAUGACCCCACGAGGAAGAAGAUUGUCCCAGCCUCUGACUUUGUGGAGGGGGCAGCAGCGGACAAUGAUGCCGAGGAAGUUGAAGAUCAGGAGGUCAAGAAGGAAGAAGAUGAAGAAAGCGAUGCUGGGGACCUAGAGUGGGAAAAUGACACUCCAGUGAAGAUACCUAGUCGUCCGGGCAUCCAGCCGACCCUCACAGAAGAGGAGCCAUCCGCAGAGGGACAGAGGUGGAAACGGGUCUCAGUCUCUGGGUCAGACUUCGACAUCGACCUGCAGGUGGUGGAACCUUUCAAGAAUGUCUUGUCCCACGGAGGCUACUAUGACGAGGGCCUCAGUGCCAUUAUUGUGUUUUAUGGCUGCAACCUACCCAGCCGCAGCAGGGAAAACUAUGCCUACAUCAUGGACCAUCUGUUUCACUACGUCAUCCACACACUUGAAGAGCUGGUGGCAGACGACUAUGUCAUCAUCUACUUCCAUGGUUCCACACCACGCAGACAGAUGCCCAGUCUCGCCUGGCUGAAGAGAUGUUACCAAUCUAUAGAUAGAAGGUUGAAGAAGAACCUGAAAGGCUUGUUCCUGGUCCAUCCCACGCUGUGGCUGAGAACUAUUGUUAUGAUGACAAAACCAUUCAUUAGCACCAAGUUUACAUCAAAGUUGAGAUUUGUCCGCACGCUAGAGGAGCUCAAUGCCCUUGUGCCCUUGACUAAUGUUACAAUUCCAGAAGCCAUUGUUCACUACGACAUUCACCACCAGCACCUGCCCUCACCUCCCCCAUCCCCCUCCCACGCUGCAUCUUUGGAUUAA
Candidula unifasciata is the source of this 5700-nucleotide messenger RNA. NCBI's taxonomy places the organism in Eukaryota, Metazoa, Mollusca, Gastropoda, Stylommatophora, Geomitridae. The record is from the annotation of a GenBank genome assembly.